AUGUACGGAGAACCACAGCUCAUCAUGUUCAGAAAGGUAAUCAAUAAUAGUAAGAAGAUGCAGCCAGAUAGCUGGGUGUGGCUUCCGGACCCAUCUGGUGGUUACACAGUUCGAGGUGCAUAUAGUUUGUUAAUCUCUCAGGUACCUCCGGUCGCCGUCGAUGAUCUGGAUUUGGUGUGGCACAAACAGGUUCCCUUGAAGGUUUCCGUUUUUGCGUGGAGGCUCCUCCGUGAUCGUUUAUCAACAAGGACAAAUUUGAUUGCUCGACGGGUGUUGUCGUCUGACAUGUCUUUGUGUGUUGCUGGCUGCGGUCAUCCUGAAUCGGCUCGACAUCUAUUUUUAUUGUGUGAUACUUUUGGUUCUCUGUGGCAUUUGGUGCGUGAUUGGAUCGGUUGCUUUGGGGUGGACACAAAUAAUAUUUCAGCUCAUUUUUUACAGUUCACUCAUUUGAUAGGUGGUGGUGCUGCUAGACGUUCUUUUAUGCAACUAAUCUGGCUUCUUUGUGCCUGGGUUGUUUGGAAUGAACGUAAUAACCGUAUGUUUAAUCAUGUUGUUACCCCCAUCCCCUGUUUACUUGAUAAGGUUAAGCUGUUGUCUCUAGGUUGGUUGAAAGCUAAAAAAGCUACCUUUGUUUUUGGGACUCAGCAGUGGUGGUCAAGCCCUCUUGUUUGUUUGGGUAUUGGCUAA
Molecule: messenger RNA, 687 nt
Organism: Medicago truncatula (barrel medic)
Lineage: Eukaryota; Viridiplantae; Streptophyta; Magnoliopsida; Fabales; Fabaceae
Exons: 2
Coding region: 1-687 (228 amino acids)
Source: RefSeq, a predicted model, not a curated record